Messenger RNA from Leopardus geoffroyi (Geoffroy's cat), 3521 nucleotides. It is a transcript of the gene SOX11, whose product is annotated as SRY-box transcription factor 11. The transcript has a single exon. Bases 567 to 1964 code for a protein of 465 amino acids. Gene Ontology annotation, biological process: neuron differentiation; anatomical structure morphogenesis; positive regulation of transcription by RNA polymerase II. Gene Ontology annotation, molecular function: RNA polymerase II cis-regulatory region sequence-specific DNA binding; DNA-binding transcription activator activity, RNA polymerase II-specific. The record is from RefSeq and is a predicted model, not a curated record. Lineage: Eukaryota; Metazoa; Chordata; Mammalia; Carnivora; Felidae.
UUUUUUUUUAAAUAACAUAUUUCCAGACGUGCCUCCCCCUCCUCCCGCUCCCCCACCCCCCAUCUUUGCAAAGCAGCCCCGAGGGCGGACGGGGGGGGGGGGCGGAGGGGCGUGGCCGAGGAGUUAAUAAAGGGAGAGGGGCGGAGCCGGGCAGCAGCCAUUGGCUGGCCCGCAGAGUGAUGUCACCCAUAUGACGCCCUGAUAACUAGUUGGGAGAGAGCCCUCAACUUUUUGCAGAAGGAGCGCGCGCGCCUGGGAGUGCUCGGGGUCCGGCGCUUGCGGCGGGAGCCACGAGCCGGAGAGAGGGGGUCCCGGGCUGCCUCGACCGCCGCCGCCUCUCCCGUCGCGGCCGCAGCUUCCCGCGCUCGGGCGGCCGUCGCCGCCGCAGCCGCCGCAGCCGCUGUGUGCAGCCUGGAAGGGGGGGCGGGGGGGAGGGGGGGAGCCGCGGACGCGGGGUACCGAGGACUUUGCAACUUGCCCGGGAAGGUGGAGGGGCGAGAGGGGGAGGGGGACCUCCGCACGAGACCGAGCGGCCCGGGUUGGAGCGCCCAGCCCCGCGGCGGAUCAUGGUGCAGCAGGCGGAGAGCUUGGAAGCGGAGAGCAACCUGCCCCGGGAGGCGCUGGACACGGAGGAGGGCGAAUUCAUGGCUUGCAGCCCGGUGGCCCUGGACGAGAGCGACCCGGACUGGUGCAAGACGGCGUCGGGCCACAUCAAGCGGCCGAUGAACGCGUUCAUGGUGUGGUCCAAGAUCGAGCGCAGGAAGAUCAUGGAGCAGUCCCCGGACAUGCACAACGCCGAGAUCUCCAAGCGGCUGGGCAAGCGGUGGAAAAUGCUGAAGGACAGCGAGAAGAUCCCGUUCAUCCGGGAGGCGGAGCGGCUGCGGCUCAAGCACAUGGCCGACUACCCCGACUACAAGUACCGGCCCCGGAAAAAGCCCAAAAUGGACCCCUCGGCCAAGCCCAGCGCCAGCCAGAGCCCCGAGAAGAGCGGCGGCGGCGGCGGCGGCGGCGGGGGCGCGGGCGGCGGCGGCGGCGGCGGCGGCGGGGGCGCGGGCGGCGGCGCGGGCGGCGCCAAGACCUCCAAGGGCUCCAGCAAGAAAUGCGGCAAGCUCAAGGCCCCCGCGGCCCCCGCGGCCGGCGGCGCCAAGGCCGGGGCGGCCAAGGCGGCGCAGCCCGGGGACCUGGGCGGCGCGGGCGACGACUACGUGCUCGGCAGCCUGCGCGUGAGCGGCGCGGGCGCGGGCGGCGGCGGCGGCGGCGGGGGCGCGGGCAAGACCGUCAAGUGUGUGUUCCUGGACGAGGACGACGAGGACGACGAGGACGACGACGAGCUGCAGCUGCGGAUCAAGCAGGAGGCGGACGAGGACGACGACGAGCCGCCGCACCAGCAGCUCCUGCAGCCGCCGGGCCAGCAGCCGCCGCAGCUGCUGAGACGCUACAACGUCGCCAAAGUGCCCGCCAGCCCCACGCUGAGCAGCUCGGCCGAGUCCCCCGAGGGCGCGAGCCUGUACGACGAGGUGCGGGCCGGCGCGGCCUCGGGCGCGGGGGGCGGCAGCCGCCUCUACUACAGUUUCAAGAACAUCACCAAGCAGCACCCGCCGCCGCUCGCGCAGCCCGCGCUGUCGCCCGCGUCCUCGCGCUCCGUCUCCACGUCCUCGUCCUCCUCGUCCAGCAGCGGCGGCAGCGGCGGCGGCAGCGGCGGCGAGGACGCCGACGACCUGAUGUUCGACCUGAGCUUGAAUUUCUCCCAGAGCGCGCACAGCGCCAGCGAGCAGCAGCUGGGGGGCGGCGCGGCGGCCGGGAACCUGUCCCUGUCUCUGGUGGAUAAGGAUUUGGAUUCGUUCAGCGAGGGCAGCCUGGGCUCCCACUUCGAGUUCCCCGACUACUGCACGCCCGAGCUGAGCGAGAUGAUCGCGGGGGACUGGCUGGAGGCGAACUUCUCCGACCUGGUGUUCACGUAUUGAGAGGGGCGCCCCGCUUCUCGCUCUUUCUCUCCGCGGGUGCUGAGCAGGGUUCCUCGGGAGGAAGUCGUGGUGGUCGUGGCGGUGAUGAUGAUGAUGAUGAUGAUGAUGAUGAUGGUGGUGGUGUCGAUGGUGUCGGUGGUGGCGGUAGGGUGGAGGGGAGACAUGAGAUGCUGAUCUCGAUAUGAUGUCGUGACACAAAGAAAUUGGAAAAGAUGAUGAAAAUUUUGGUGGAGUUAAAGUGAAAUGAGUAGUUUUUAAACCGUUUUUCCUGUCCCUUUUUUUUUGUUUGUUUUGGGGGGGGGUUGUUUGUUUGUUUUUGUUUUUGCUCCCCUCCCUUCCUUUAUCGUGUCUCAAGGUAGUUGCAUACCUAGUCUGGAGUUGUGAUUUCCACCCCCACCCCCAAAUGUGGUUUUGUAAUUACUAUUUCUUUUUCUUGAAAUUCGUGAUUGCAACAAAGGCGGAGGGGACAGGGCGGGGGAGGGGAGGGAGGACCCGCUCCGGAAGGCGCUGUUUGAAGCUUGUCGGUCUUUGAAGUCUGGAAGACGUCUGCAGAGGACUUUUCGGCAGCACAACCGUUACGCUAGGGAGUUGGUUGGAGAUUUUUUUUUUUCGUAAGAGAUCUUAAAGAACUGAUGAUUUUUUUUUUAAAAAAAAAAGAGAAACAAACACAAAAACAAAAAAGGGACCAUUGCAACUUUUUUAUUUUAUUUUAUUUUUUUGGAGGGAGAAAACUGAUGUCUUCUAUGCAUCCGAUUCUUAACAAAACUGCAGGGAGCUUGAAAAAAUGCAGACUGUACAAACGCUUACAAAAAAAACAAAAAAACUGUGAACUGACUUACGAUCAGAGUUUACUUUUCAGAUCAAAUUGUUUAUGGUUUUACAAAUGUGAUUUCUACUUGCCAACUUUUUUUUUGUAACUUGUUCCCUUAUACCUCCUUGAUUGAAUACCAGACAGCCUAGACCUCAGUACAAAACGUAUUGAAGCAUUUUUGAUACAUAACAGACCUCAGUCUUUUUUAAAAAUUAAUAUAUUUUCAGGCGUAUUUUUGUACAGUGAAAAGGGAACAUUCUUGCUGUGUUUUUUCAGUAAGACUUUCAGGCACUUCUUCCCUUUUGAUUUCUUUUUUUCCUCUGUUUUUUUAGCAUGCAAGUAUGUUGGUACGUUAUGUCCUGGUUUUAAAAGGAUUAAAAUUUUAAAAUAAUCCUUGCAUCUAAAGGCCUUGUGGUUUUAAAAAAAAAAAAAAAAAGCAAACUUUUUUUUGUACAGCUAUAGUAGAGAUUUGUUCAAUAUUUGUAGGUAAAGAUUUAUUGAAAAUGGUGAUAUAGACCUCAGAGCUGUUAUCUUAGUCUAAAGAUUGUAUAUGUACUGUACUAUAGUAGGACUUUAUGUAUCUCAUACGCUGUGAUAUGUGGAUGGGGCCCCAGAUGGAAGGUUUGAAACUGGAUUCUCGAUUUUUAGCAAAAAAAGAAAAAAAAAGGCACAUAGUUUAAGAAGUUUCUCAUUUUGUGCAAUAUAAUCUAAAUAAAGUACAGACCAUCUGCAUAUUUUGUAGCAAA